AUGAAAAGCACGUCUCACAUAUCAGAAACCCAUUCAGAUAGGCCUUGGCAGAAGGUAAAAGGCGCCAAGCGCUAUAGAGACUCAUCCCUCCACUUUUUUUUUGUCCGACAGGAGGAGCCCUACGUGAUGUUCAAAAAGUCGGACAAGCCCCUGUACGGGAAUGACCGGUUUGAAGGCUACUGCAUAGACCUGGUCAGAGAGCUGGCCAACAUUCUGGGCUUCACGUAUGACGUCCGGCUGGUGGAGGAUGGAAAGUACGGUGCACAAGACGAGAACACCGGCCAGUGGAAUGGCAUGGUCAAAGAGCUAAUGGACCAUAGAGCUGAUCUGGCAGUGGCUCCUCUCGCCAUCACAUACGUGCGCGAGAAGGUUAUCGACUUUUCUAAGCCCUUCAUGACGCUGGGUAUAAGUAUACUGUACCGCAAGCCCAACGGGACCAACCCUGGGGUCUUCUCCUUCCUCAACCCCCUCUCACCUGAUAUCUGGAUGUAUAUUCUGCUGGCUUACUUGGGUGUCAGUUGUGUGCUGUUUGUCAUAGCC
Messenger RNA from Menidia menidia (Atlantic silverside), 540 nucleotides. The record is from the annotation of a GenBank genome assembly. NCBI's taxonomy places the organism in Eukaryota, Metazoa, Chordata, Actinopteri, Atheriniformes, Atherinopsidae.